This is a messenger RNA of Corylus avellana, 1029 nucleotides long. RefSeq lists its product as uncharacterized. Lineage: Eukaryota; Viridiplantae; Streptophyta; Magnoliopsida; Fagales; Betulaceae. The record is from RefSeq and is a predicted model, not a curated record. Gene Ontology annotation, molecular function: S-adenosylmethionine-dependent methyltransferase activity.
CCCAUUUUUUCAAUUUAUAAAUGGUACCCAGAGGCCAGAGUUGAAAUAGAUCAAACCUCAAAACUUGCGAGAGACAAGAGAGAGAGUGAGAUUGCGGAGUUGUUCGUUAAUCAGGCGGGGCAUUACGCGGAGGGUCGGCCUAAUUACCCUCCAGAAUUGUUUCAAUUCAUUGCUUCCAAGACACCUUGUCAAGACCUUGCGUGGGACGUUGGCACCGGAAACGGUCAGGCUGCUCGAUCGCUAGCUGGGAUCUAUAAGAAUGUGAUAGCCACAGAUACAAGCCCAAAGCAGCUGUCAUUUGCGACAAGGCUACCCAAUAUAAGGUACCAACAAACCCCUCCCACCAUGUCCAUAGCCGAGCUUGAAAGCAAAGUUGCUCCUCAAUCAAGCGUCGAUGUUGUGACUGUUGCUCAGGCCUUCCACUGGUUCGACCUCCCUAAUUUCUACCAACAAGUGAAAUGGGUACUCAAAAAACCAUAUGGUGUCAUAGCUCCAUGGUGCUACACCAUGCCAGAAGUUAAUGACUCGAUCGACUCAGUCUUUCAAACCUUUUACAAUACUGCUAUAGAAACCUAUUGGGAGCCGGCACGUAAAUUAGUGUUCGACAAGUAUAGGAGCAUCGAUUUUCCAUUUGAGCCGGUGGAUGGAGUUGAUCACACUGGGCCAUUUGAGUUUGUGAAUGAAAAAUUGAUGGAUUUAGAUAAUUAUUUUACUUACAUGAGAUCGUUGUCAGCAUAUCAAAAAGGGAGGGAGAAUGGUGUGGAGUUUUUGAGCGAUGAUGUGGUUGAGGAUUUUAAGCGUGCUUGGACUGACGAUGGACAAGACCAGAAGGUUGUCAAAUUUCCUGUUUAUCUAAGGAUUGGAAGAGUGGGGAAUAUGUAAAAUCAAAAGACUAGCUUAGAGCAACUGUAGCUCGUUUUAUAGGGAACUGAACUAAACCAUUUUGUUCCAAAGGAGUAUUGAGUCCAUUUCCCUUGUCAAUUGUGUUUAUCACAUUGCCAUUUUAUAUUAUGGAAUUCUGCUGUUGAA